Molecule: messenger RNA, 2339 nt
Organism: Carassius gibelio (silver crucian carp)
Lineage: Eukaryota; Metazoa; Chordata; Actinopteri; Cypriniformes; Cyprinidae
Product: cytohesin-1-like
Exons: 14
Coding region: 376-1629 (417 amino acids)
Biological process (GO): regulation of ARF protein signal transduction
Molecular function (GO): guanyl-nucleotide exchange factor activity
Source: RefSeq, a predicted model, not a curated record
AGAGACUUUCCAAUAGAAAUCAAUGUCACAGACACAUAAAGCCCUGGAUGGUAAAGUGGCGGUGAGUACGAAGAGAGAGAGAGGGAGGAGAGACAAUACAAGGAGAGAGUCAGUGAGUGAGAUUGCGAGACCAGCACACAGUAGGGUGCAGAGCAGCGUUGUGGAUCUGAGCUGCCAUCAGAGGUCUUUGCUUUGGAAUCUGUCGGACAGCAAAAGUGAUGAUAAAGACAAGUGGUACAUAAGUAUCAACAUUUCUACAAGUUCUGCAUUCAUACAAAAGGGGAAGUAGCUUGUGUUUUCUCUCUCAUCGCUCACAGGGACUUUCUUCUCGCAAUUGCACUUUCAUAUUCAAAGUGCAACAGAGACUACUGAGCUAUGGGGACGGUGAGCGAACUCUGUGCCUCAAGCUUCCAGGCGUUCUUGUGUCCCACAGUUUGUCCGGCUCCUCCAGCAGUACCGGAUGACCUGACGCCAGAGGAGAAGCAGGAACUGGAGAAUAUUAGGAGACGAAAACAGGAGCUGCUAGAGGACAUACAGCGGCUGAAGGAUGAGAUAGCAAAGGUGACAAAUGAGAUCGAAAGUCUUGGCUCCACUCAAGAAAGAAUAAACAUGCAGCGGAGUAAACAGAUCGCUAUAGGCCGCAAGAAAUUUAACAUGGAUCCCAAAAAGGGUAUUCAGUUCCUCAUAGAGAAUGAAUUGUUGAAGAACACUUGUGAACAUAUUGCUCAAUUCCUCUACAAGGGUGAGGGCCUCAACAAGACUGCCAUCGGAGAUUAUCUGGGUGAAAGGGAUGAGUUCAAUAUUCAGGUUCUUCAUGCCUUUGUGGAGCUUCAUGAAUUUACAGACCUCAACCUGGUUCAGGCACUCAGACAGUUUUUAUGGAGUUUCCGGUUACCAGGUGAAGCUCAGAAGAUCGAUCGAAUGAUGGAGGCUUUUGCCCAGCGUUACUGUCAAUGCAAUCCCGGUGUCUUUCAGUCCACAGAUACAUGUUAUGUGCUUUCAUUUGCAAUCAUCAUGUUGAACACAAGUUUGCACAACCCUAAUGUGAAGGACAAGCCAUCUGCGGAGCGCUUCAUAGGCAUGAACAGAGGCAUCAAUGAUGGAGGAGAUCUGCCAGAAGAUCUGCUCAGGAACCUUUACGAGAGCAUUAAGAAUGAGCCCUUCAAGAUACCUGAAGACGACGGCAAUGACCUCACGCACACCUUCUUUAACCCUGACCGCGAGGGCUGGCUGCUCAAACUGGGAGGUGGACGGGUGAAGACGUGGAAGAGGAGAUGGUUCAUAUUGACGGACAACUGUCUGUAUUAUUUUGAAUACACCACUGAUAAAGAGCCGAGAGGGAUCAUUCCUCUGGAAAAUCUCAGUAUUAGGGAAGUGGAUGACUCCAAGAAGCCAAACUGCUUUGAACUCUUCAUCCCAGACAACAAGGAUCAGGUCAUCAAAGCGUGUAAGACUGAAGCAGAUGGACGGGUUGUGGAAGGAAACCACACGUUCUACCGCAUCUCAGCACCAACAACAGAGGAGAAGGAGGAGUGGAUCCAAAGCAUCAAGGCUGCCAUAAGCAGAGACCCUUUCUAUGAGAUGCUUGGGGCCAGGAAGAAGAAAGCCUCCUCUCUGAAGAGACAGUAGGGCUGCUGAAAGGAUGCUUGGACCUGGACAAGGGGCGAAUGAUAAACGGAAACCAUAAUGCUGGACUAGAGCGAAUUUUAUCUCAGGAAUGACCUGAAGUUUUAAAGGUUUUCAUGCAGCUGACUGUCUGAGAAGUUGUCUGACAUUUCUGUUUGUUUCAUUCUCAUGAAUGAACAUUGAGUUCAUCUCAAAUCAGCAGGUCUGACUGAAUGUGGAUCUCAUUGAGCUUCUGUAAGCUUGCUGCAGACUUGACCGUUCCUCUCUGUGCUUCGAGAAGUAGAAAAUGCUAAUUGUGCACCUAUUUUUUACACUGCUAUUAACUGGAAGUAUCCGGGAGAGUUUUGGCCUUGUUUUGUUUGAGACUAUCUAGCUUUGUUUUUCUAUUUGUUUCUGAUCUGCUGUCAUAUUUAUGUGUUUUGUUGUUGUUGGCUCGACAUUUUUCCCAUUUUGCCAAAGUUUGUCUUUCAGUCGCACUCCAGAUACUGUCCUAAAAACUGAAGUUAAGUGAUUGUCUGAUUCUUGAAAUGAAUUCUAGGUUUUAUUUUGAUACUGUUUAUUUAGCUUAAACAGUGUUUUAUUUAAAAUAUCAGGACAUUAUUCACUGAUCUCAGAGGUGACCUUGAAAGACUGUGAAAUCCAAAAAACAUUUCAGUACGUUUGGUUCACAUUUAUUGAACUAUAUCAAAAAUUAAACUACCAACUGGAGAGUU